UUACAACCAGACAAUUAAAAUUCUCCUUUUUAGGCUUCCAAGUUGCAACUUCACCAACCAGCCAGCCCAUCCAAAAGCUUUAUAAAUGCCAACGAAGGAAAGCUCCCUUUGAGCAUCUCACUACAUACCAAUCAAAAAAAUCCAACUAAUCAAGUUAACUACUAGCUAGAUCUCAGUCUCAAAGUUUCUAGCAGCUGCCAUGGUUUUGGUGGUGAGAGUUUUCUUGGCUGUGGUGCUGAUGGUGAUGGCUGCUCUGAAGGUAUCCCAUGCAGCUGUUCACAAGGUGGGAGACUCCGCCGGGUGGACCACCAUUGGCGGUGUCAACUACAAGAAGUGGGCUGCCUCUAAGACUUUUCAUGUUGGUGAUGUUAUCAAGUUCGAGUACAAUUCUCAAUUUCACAACGUAAUGCGCGUUACACACCCCAUGUACCAGUCAUGUAAUGCCACAGUCCCCUUGGACUCCUAUGCCACUGGAAACGACACCAUCAGAAUCACCACCAAAGGCCACCACUUCUUCAUCUGUGGAAUCCCCGGUCACUGCCAAGCCGGCCAGAAGGUCGACAUCAACGUGCUCCGCCAUCCUUCUGCAGCAGCUCCAACUCCUGCAUUAGCCUCUCCUGCUGUUCCUGUUGCCCAUGCACCGGCACCAGGUCUCAACAUGGCUGCUCCAUUAAAAUCUGUGAAGGGGCAGUUUGUUGUGCUAGGGUUGGCAAUUGCAACACUUGCUGUUCUUGUGUCUGGUCUUGCUUAGUGAUGGUAAUGAGGGAAUGUCCCUCAAGUUUAUUGGUUUAUACGGACAGUAAUUUGAGUCUCUUCUUAAGGCUAUUUUUUAGGUGGGUAGUCAUUUUCAUACUUAAAUAUACAGCUUACAGAACUUUUUAAUAAAUUCCAAUGCUUAAAAUUUUUGUCAUAAUGUGGAAGAACUGCAAAAA
Prunus dulcis (almond) is the source of this 932-nucleotide messenger RNA. Its product is annotated as mavicyanin. Gene Ontology annotation, molecular function: electron transfer activity. NCBI's taxonomy places the organism in Eukaryota, Viridiplantae, Streptophyta, Magnoliopsida, Rosales, Rosaceae. The transcript has 2 exons. Gene Ontology annotation, cellular component: plasma membrane. The record is from RefSeq and is a predicted model, not a curated record. The coding region runs from base 200 to 751 and encodes 183 amino acids.